CUCGCAGGCUAAGCUAGCGGGUCAGAGCGCCUCUCUACCCCGGCGAUGGCGGAGGACAGCGAGUCUGCGGCCAGCCAGCAGAGCCUGGAGCUGGACGACCAGGACACCUGCGGCAUCGACGGAGACAACGAGGAGGAGAAUGAGCACAUGCAGGGGAGUCCUGGUGGAGACCUUGGUGCAAAGAAGAAAAAGAAAAAGCAGAAGAGAAAGAAAGAAAAACCCAGCUCAGGAGGAACCAAGUCAGAUUCUGCCUCUGAUUCUCAGGAGAUAAAGAAUCCAGCCAUUCCCAUGCAGAAGCUGCAGGACAUUCAGAGAGCAAUGGAGCUGCUGUCCACCUGUCAAGGACCUGCCAAGAGCAUAGACGAGGCCACUAAGCACAAGUACCAGUUCUGGGACACCCAGCCUGUCCCUAAACUCAAUGAGGUGGUGACUACUCAUGGGCCGAUUGAGCCGGACAAGGAGAAUGUCAGACAGGAGCCAUAUUCCCUCCCACAAGGUUUCAUGUGGGACACACUGGAUCUCAGCAAUGCUGAAGUGCUGAAGGAGCUGUACACGUUGCUGAACGAGAACUAUGUUGAGGAUGAUGACAACAUGUUCCGUUUCGACUAUUCUCCUGACUUUCUCAAAUGGGCACUACGCCCCCCAGGCUGGCUUCCCCAGUGGCACUGUGGUGUGAGGGUCUCCUCCAAUAAGAAACUGGUGGGCUUUAUUAGUGCCAUUCCUGCAGACAUCCAUAUCUACGACACGUUAAAGAAGAUGGUAGAGAUUAACUUUCUGUGUGUGCAUAAAAAGCUGCGCUCCAAACGUGUAGCUCCGGUUCUGAUCCGAGAGAUCACACGACGGGUCAAUCUUGAGGGCAUAUUCCAGGCUGUGUACACCGCUGGAGUAGUGCUGCCCAAACCUGUCUCCACGUGCAGGUACUGGCAUCGCUCUCUAAAUCCCAGGAAGCUGGUUGAGGUGAAAUUUUCCCAUCUCAGCAGAAACAUGACACUACAAAGAACCAUGAAACUCUACAGGUUACCUGAUAGCACACGUACUGCGGGGCUAAGGCCAAUGGUGGCUGGAGAUGUUAAACAGGUGACAGCUCUGCUGCAGAAGUACCUCAGCCAGUUUCACCUGCGGCCCGUCAUGGGAGAAGAGGAGGUUCAGCACUGGUUUCAACCGCAGGAGAAUAUCAUAGACACAUACGUAGUGGAGGGUCCUGGUGGCAUGUUGACCGACUUUGCUAGUUUCUACACUUUGCCAUCCACCGUUAUGCAUCAUCCACUCCACAAAAGCCUGAAGGCAGCGUACUCCUUUUAUAAUGUGCAUACAGAGACUCCGCUGUUGGACCUGAUGAACGAUGCACUUAUACUCGCAAAACUGAAAGGCUUUGAUGUUUUUAACGCUCUGGAUUUAAUGGAGAAUAAGACUUUUUUGGAAAAGCUCAAGUUUGGAAUCGGAGAUGGCAACCUUCAGUAUUACCUUUACAACUGGAAAUGCCCACCUAUGGACCCAGAGAAAGUUGGCCUUGUGCUACAAUAACUGUCUGCUGAGGGCCUGAAACGCUUACAGGACACAGGAGGAGGUAGUCGGCUUCAAUAAAAACAAAAGACAACAAUCCAUUCAAAGUGAAUGAUUUCCAUCGUGCAGCUCUCUUAGGUCUCGUUUUGGUUACGAGAGAGUUUUCUCUCAGUAUUUUUCUUUCUAUAUAUCCUGAAUGUGAAAAUCAUCAGCUUCAGACUACAGACUUCUUCAUAUUGUAUCAAAACACACACAGACACAUACAAGUUUAGAGUUCAUUCCUUGUGACACGCAUAAACUGUUACUGUCAUUUUCUAAAAUGCACACUCAGACGCACGCCUCUCGGACGAUCAGUUAAUUCCAAAACCCUUUGGGUUUUUUUUUCCUGUCCUUUUCUUUUGUUCUAUGACGGUGCAUUGAUGUAUGUGUGAAAGAACUAGCAUCCUGUAUAGUUAAUGCCAGAUAUUUAUAUUAUGUGUCGUGUGGUUUACAAGGGGCUAAGAAACAAGGGGGAGGGUCCAAUCCAAAGGCUUAUACUGUGGAGCUGCCUCUGAAGUCCUACACCAUAGGAGUUCCAGCAGUAAGUCAAUAGGUUCAAGAGGGUUUUUUUUGGGUAUGUGAGGAAGAAUGUAUUGCAUUUAUGAAGCACAAAAUGUUCUUAUGUUCUAAAAGCAGCAGAACACUCCAGCGUGCAUUUUAAGCUCUUUAUUUUUUUUGUCUGUUUAGUUUUUGUUUUAUUAUGUAUGUUUAGGUCUUGAGUGUCUGAGAACAACUAGAAAGAAGAAUGUGAAUCCUUGUUUUAAAUUUGUUUCUUUAAUGGCAUUUUAGUGUUUUUGAUGCCAGCUUUUGUUCCGUUAAAUCCUCUCUGUUCAGUCUUUUGUUUCAAACAAUUCUGAUAUUUAGAAUUGUAUUUAAGUUCAAUUUGUUGGAUUUUCUUUUUUAUUUGGUCAGUAUUGUUUUCAGAGCAUCCAUUCAUCGAUCAGACAGUGAUGAAAAAGAAAAGUAAAAAAUCUGCAAGUACCUCCUGGGAAUUUUCAUAAACAAGCACAAAAGAAAAAAGUCAAACAAUCACAGACGCAUCGUCGCAGUUGACGACGCUCUUUACAGCUCCAGCUUUCCCAGUGCUUUUGGUUGCGUUCGCAGCUGAGAAACCUGCUUUUUAUUCGAUCAGACGACUGAUUAAAUCACUGUUACGUUGGACUUUCCGAAAUACUGAUUAAUUGAUUAUUUAUAUAAUUAGAAAACGCCUUUGUAUUCCUGCUUCUCUCGUCAUAGUAGGCAUCAGUGUAUCAAGCCAACAAAAGUACUUUUUAAACAAGUGCACAUCCAAGGUGUCAUGCUUAGGAAAUAACUGAAGAAAAAGAGCAGAAUUUCACAUCUUAUACAAACACUUUUUCAACAAAUUCUCUAUCUGCCAUCAAGAGAUACAUCAUAUGUCCAGUAAGCAGAGAUAAUGAAGAUACUUUAUCACUUCUGUCAUCAGUGUUUCUCAAACCUGCUCUUGGAGAUGCCCUACCCUGCACAUUGUAAUGGAGUAUCUGCUUAAAUAUGCCUCUUUCCACUAGAAAUGACUUGUUAAUGAGCUGAUUAGUGCUUACCAAAACGAGGUUGCCUAAAAACACAUUAAAGAUAUGUCCAUGUGUACUGAUAUUUAAAAAGAAAAUGUCAGUUGUGUUAAGUUGAGUUAAGCUGGAGAUUCUGAAAAAAUUGAGCUUUAUGAAAAUUUUGACAGCACAAUGCAUGCCUGUUUCUGAAAUACUCCCUAUAUAGUGAACUACAUAUACAACUGCAUAAAACUGCAUUGUAUACACUGAUAUAGCUAUAGAUUUCCACAAAUGAUCACAUGUAAAUACUGUUCUAUUACAUGUUAUAUACUCUGUUUAGAUUUAAAAUCCAUCAUACUGACAUAGUGCACUACAUAGGGAGUAGUGUGUAAUUUGGUAUGAGAAAUGUGUUUUUCUCUCUCUAUGGACUAAUAUAAAAAAAAACAUUGGGAGGGACUUUGGAUCGGUAUUUGAAAUAUCUUAUCGUCUAAAUGUGCAGGGGAAAGGGCCUCCAGGACCUGGAGUCAGACACACAGAACCUGUAGCCUAGUCUCAGUUAAAGGAGUGACUAGUCUCUACUGAGCCAUUUUUCAUAUAUCCGUCAUGGACCCUGUUUAUACCUGGCCACUUUAUGUGCCCUAAAGAGCAGGAUUAUGUCUGGAUAAGAUGCAAAUUACAAAACGCAAGUGUAAACACACCUAAGACACAUUUAAAACAGAUAUAAAUACAGUUUUCAAACCACUUCAGGAGGUGGUCAGAGCUGCAUGAUCUAGCAGUGUAAACACAUUCGACUCAAAGACACAUUUAACAACUAUAAUCACUCCCAAUACAACUUAAACAUCAGUAACAUUUGCAGCAAGUCAAUUUGCAUAUUCAGUCUCACACAGCAAUCAUAUUUCCAUCUUGCUAACAGGAAAAGCAUUUGCCUUUCAAGUGUAACUACAUGUGGUUAAAAUCGUAUCCGUAUUCAAUCCAGAUACUUAUCACAUAAAGUAACCAGGUAUAAACAGGGUUUUAAAAGCAGUUAACCAAUCAAAUCCCUUCAGGAGUCAGAUAAAAAAUAGAUUAAAAACAAUAGAGUAUUCAUUUAGAUCAUUAACUUUAUUUACUGAUGUUUUUUCUCCUAAUGUCCAGGACACUUUGCGAAUGUUGGUUUGUGUAUGCUGUCCUGAAGCUUGCUGUAUGAACUGAGCAUGAUUUUUGUUGCUCUUUUUUUUUUUGUUCCUUUCUUCACCCCUGAUGUGUUGGUACAAGUCUCAAUGGUGAGAACAUCCAAAGUACUUGCCUUAUUUGAGAGGUCGUUUUUUUAAAACAAUAUCAAAUGUAGUUUUGAAAUGACGCUCAGCUUUCUCUUUCUGAAAACAAUAUUUUUAUUGAACUCCAUUGCAGGUUGUUUAAUAACCUUAAAGGAAAAUGUAACCAGCACCAUGUCAAACACGGUGGCCACCCAAAUAUCUAAUUGUUAAACUCUACAUCAAGGUAUACCAGCAUGGAUUAUUUGAUUGAAUAAAAAUCAUCUGAAUCUGAACCAA
Molecule: messenger RNA, 4579 nt
Organism: Astyanax mexicanus (Mexican tetra)
Lineage: Eukaryota; Metazoa; Chordata; Actinopteri; Characiformes; Acestrorhamphidae
Gene: nmt2
Product: N-myristoyltransferase 2
Exons: 12
Coding region: 46-1524 (492 amino acids)
Biological process (GO): N-terminal peptidyl-glycine N-myristoylation
Cellular component (GO): cytoplasm
Molecular function (GO): glycylpeptide N-tetradecanoyltransferase activity
Source: RefSeq, a predicted model, not a curated record